AUGGAUAAUUUUCAAGAAGAAGAAGAUCAAAUCUACGAUGAAAUCAAGGAGAUUUGUAAAAGAACAAUGGAACUUAUGAAACACCUCGACGACAAAUUUGUUGAAAAUCAUAUGCAUGUUGAGUAUUUUGAAUAUAUGGAUCGGGGCGAAGCGACCUUUUUGAUUUCCUUUCUGAUUACCGAAUUCAUGCAAAAAAACUAUAAAGUUAGUUUUCUUGAGAAAAACAAUCUCUGAAAUAAAAAUGUUCAUUUUUACAGCACAGUUGGGCAUUCAUUCAAAGCAUGCAAAUUGGAUGGAGAAACUCCAAAACUUUGACGAAUUCACCCAAAAACAAAGCAGUUGCUGUUUGGUAUGCUAUAAACUACUUAAAACACGCUGUAAGUUAUUCCAAAUCGAAAUUCCCAAAAAAAAAUCCAUCUCUGUUUUUUUUCAGAAUUUUGUUCUCAAUGAGGAAAUUCCUUGUCUUCAAGUCGAUCAACUCGGCGAACCCAUGGAACAUGGUUUUUCAGACAGCUGUUGA
Messenger RNA from Caenorhabditis angaria, 520 nucleotides. Lineage: Eukaryota; Metazoa; Nematoda; Chromadorea; Rhabditida; Rhabditidae. The record is from the annotation of a GenBank genome assembly.